Spinacia oleracea (spinach) is the source of this 2264-nucleotide messenger RNA. RefSeq lists its product as uncharacterized. The transcript has 5 exons. The record is from RefSeq and is a predicted model, not a curated record. The coding region runs from base 770 to 1414 and encodes 214 amino acids. NCBI's taxonomy places the organism in Eukaryota, Viridiplantae, Streptophyta, Magnoliopsida, Caryophyllales, Amaranthaceae.
UAAUAUAUUUUAACGUAUAGUUAUUUAUAUUUAAAUAGAAUUUACGAAUUUUAGUAAUAAAUAUAUAAUUAACAUAUAUUUAUUUUAUUUAAUUACAUACUAAAUAUUUUAACGAUUUAUGCAAUCAAAAUGAUUUUAGAAUUUCAUGUUGUAAAGAAUUUGAAUUGCGAAAAUACAUUUGAAUUUGGAAAACAAUCCUAAUCAGUUUUUGAUUCAAACACAUAAACUCAAUUAUAAUCCUAGCCCAAAUAACAAAGCCCAAAAUAAAUAACCCCAAAUAAACCCAUAACCCUUUCUCCUAUUCAACUUCACGUGAAACAAAAAUAAAAAGAGAAACAAAAGAAAACUCUCAAACCCUUGCUUCACCAUUCACGUGAAAACGCACAAGACUCUCUGCUUCAGCCACCGCCGCUCCUCCUUGCUGCUAUCCCUCACGCCGCCGUUCCUCUCCCCCGCCUUCACUUUCGUUGCUGCAGCCUCCCUCGCCGUCGGACCACCAUCACGCCACUGUUUCGUUCGCAGCAACCACCACCGCGCCACCAGCCGCGCCCAUAACGAUUGUUCGCCGCCGCACCACCAACAACCAUCGCGCGGACGCUGACACCCUCCGCCGUACUCCUCCGACCAGCGUCGCCGCCCACUGUUGCCGCGCCGCCCUGCCUGCCGGCCAGCAGCUUCCCUCUCCUCUCUUUUUUUUGGCGGAGAAUUCUUUGUAGGCGACUUUUGAAUUAUUAAAGUGGUCUUGCAGUUUGUUUACACAAGGAAUAAAAUGUUUCUUUCCAAGUAUACUAACAUAGGAUCCUUCGAGAAACUUGAUAUAGAAACCCCUGAUAUUUACGUGAAGAAAAUUGUGUUUGGAUGUGAAUAUUAUGCUAAAGUUCAAGGGCAACCUAUCUUAAUGAGAAAGGAUAUCAUAGCAGCCACAAUCAUUAAUUGCUUACCUAACAAAUUUCCAUACCUAGAACUCAAGGAAAAGUUUAAAGACAUGCAUUCUGAUAAUGGGACUCCAAACUUGACUAAGUAUGGAACUUGGGAUGGUAGAUGGAAAUAUGAUUCAGAAAUUCUGACCACCAUUAUUGAAGCGGCAGAAAGUGGGUUUAGAGACGGUAAAAUCGUAGGGAGUCAUGUUGGAAAUUCAGUUACAGAAGAACCUAUGGGAAUUAGUGUAAAUAAUGACCUAGAGGAAAAUGAUGUAGCUGUGGAGAAUGAGAAUGUAGGUGUUGAGGCAGAGUAUCCUAACCCAGCGGCUCAUGAGCCAACCAUUGAGAUCUCUAGUGAUUCGGAUGCAGAGCUCGAAAGUGAACAGGAGAUGGCAAGUGAGCCUAAUCAAGAUGAAGACAUGGGUGAAGAUGCAAACCCUGAGGAAGACCCCGAUGAAGACCCUGAAGAAGAGUUCGAUAAUCUUGAGAUCUAAAUUUCACUUCGCAAGUUUCAGGAGCAAUGGAUAGGCAAGAGGCCACAAAUAUUUUGAAGUCAUAAAUAGUUAAUUUAACUCUUUUAUGUUUUAGAGAAUAAGUAGCGAAGCUACAAUAGUUUAAAGUUAAAGUUUAUUGAAGUUUGAAAUGUUCUUUAUUAUUUUGAAGGAUGUAAUAAAUAUUUAUGGAGUUAGCAAUAAAAGUUAAAGUUUUCAAGGAAUUGUUCUUUAUUCUAUUUUGAGGAUUCCAUAAUACCCCAACCUUUAGGUAACACGUCAUGGAUUAAUUUUCCAUUGGUUGCAUACUCAGUGUGAAUUGUGGAUCAAUUUAAUUGCCACAAUAAUAUUAAAUGAUUUGAGUACAUAAAGAAAGUGAGGGCCAAUCUAGACCCUCAUGACCAAUAUGAUUCAAAAGGUUAUGCCCUAUGUGCAGUGUGUGAAUGUCUUUCGUGAAUUAUCGAGGAUGAUUAUUUUUCAAUGAUUAUUGCAUCUUGUAGACGAUCGUUGCACCUUCAUAAACGAUUGUCGUGCCUUCAUAAAUGAUGUGUAUUAAUGUGAACAUUGUUGGUUGAGGCGAACUUUAUGGUCAAUUCAAGUAUUAAAUUGUAUGGGAUAACGUAUAGGUGAUGUUUCAAACCUAAAGUAGAGUAUACUAAUUGCAGGCCGCGUUCUAGAAUGGCCAACAAUAAUGACUUAGUUGUUGCUAUUCGCCUCUUGGCGGAAAAGAUGACCCCACCUUUUUAGAAAACCAGAUUGGAGAGUUUGAGAAAUUGUUUGGGGAUUUGAAUUGUCUUGAGAAUAUGAGAGUGGGUCAAGUUGUCAUGUAUUUGAAAGAUGAAGCCGAUUUACA